This is a messenger RNA of Botrytis sinoallii, 1629 nucleotides long. RefSeq lists its product as uncharacterized. The transcript has 3 exons. Gene Ontology annotation, molecular function: FAD binding; oxidoreductase activity. Lineage: Eukaryota; Fungi; Ascomycota; Leotiomycetes; Helotiales; Sclerotiniaceae. Bases 1 to 1629 code for a protein of 542 amino acids. The record is from RefSeq and is a predicted model, not a curated record.
AUGGCUUCUUAUAGAAUUGUUUUUCUUCUUAUCCACUUGUUUUGCACAUCAUCUGCGCAGACUGUCCAAAAUACCAAUUGUAGAGCGCUGCCUGGAGACCAAUCAUGGCCAUCUGCAACAGAGUGGAACAAUCUCAACAGUACAGUCAAUGGUAGGCUUGUAGCUACCGUGCCCAUCGCAAGCCCUUGCCAUGAACCUAACUACAGCGCGACGGAAUGCGCAUAUUUACAAGCGAACUGGGCGAACCCAAGUCUGCAUUGGAAUUCAUCUUCCUCCUUGAUAGCUCCAUACUUUGCGACACUUGGAAAUCAGAGCUGCAACCCUUUUUCUUCCGAACAAAGUCUUUGUAGCUUGGGAAAUUUGGUUAAUUAUGCUGUCAAUGUGUCGACACCCAAUGAUGCCGUUGCUGCCAUUCAAUUCGCUAAGAAUCAUAACAUCCGUUUUGUAAUCCGGAAUACUGGUCACGAUUAUUUGGGCAAGUCAACUGGUGCAGGCUCAUUAGCUGUUUGGACUCACAACUUGAAGAAUAUAUCAUUUUCUGACUGGAAAUCUGACUAUUUUACCGGAAAGGUCAUGAAGAUUGGUGCUGGCAUUCAAGGGUUUGAAGCAUUAGAAGCUGCUCAUGAUGCAGGUUUUGUGACGGUAGGUGGUGAAUGUCCGACAGUUGGAAUCGCCGGAGGCUAUACACAAGGAGGUGGUCAUUCGGCACUCUCUAGCAAUUUUGGUAUGGGUGCUGAUCAAGCGCUUUCGUGGGAAGUUGUAACGGCCAGUGGCAACGUGGUCACUGCCUCACGAACCGAAAACAAAGACCUUUAUUGGGCUUUAAGUGGCGGUGGGGGUGGUACAUAUGGAGUCAUCAUAUCUCUAACCGUGAGAGUACAUCCUGACACUGUAGUCAGUGGUGCCUCUUUGGCAUUUUCGGCAACCGGCGGCAACACGAGUAUUGAAACUUUCUGGAAAGGUGUUGAAGCCUUUCAUACUUAUCUUCCUGGAAUGGUCGAUGCAGGAACUAUGGUUGGCUAUGGAGCUUCGUCUUCAGUUUUCCGAAUUAUUGGUAUGACGGCAUACAAUAAGACUAAAGCUGACGUCCAAGCUCUCUUAGCCAAUUUCACCGACAAACUCACAACUCUUGGUAUUAAUUUUACAGUCGCGUACACACAGUACCCAACAUAUCUUGACCACUACAAUCAAUCUCUUGGGCCUCUCCCUUAUGGUCCCUGGGGUGGACCAGGAGUCAAUACCGGUGGUGGUCGAUUGAUAUCAAGAAGUGUCGUACAGGAGAAUAACAAAGCUUACGUCGCAACUAUUCGUAAUGUCACGAAUGCGGGUAUCCCUUACACAGGCGUAGCUCUGAACGUCUCAUCUCCUCAUAUUAUAUCUACUGCCGAUAAUGCUUUACUUCCAGCUUGGCGUGAUGCCCUCAUCCAUGUCAUCUUGACUAUACCAUGGAACUAUUCUGCGCCAAUAUCUGAGAUGGUAGCUGCUCAAUAUCAUAUGAUAAAUGAGAUCAUCCCACAAUUCGAAGUACUCACUCCUGGGGGAGGUACUUAUUUGAACGAAGGUAAUUUCAGACAGCCAGACUGGCAGCAAACUUUCUAUGGGAAGAACUACCGCAAGUUACUAGGAUAA